AUGUCUGAACUCUGCGAGCUGAGAUCGCAGGUGAUGAGGCGACAAACUGCAGCCGCUGAGGAGACGCUGGCUCUAAUGGAGGAGACGCUGGCCGAGUACCAGCUGCAAAACUCUCACCUGAGACUGAAGGUGGAGAGGCAGCAGAGGCUCCUGGACGCCAUCUUGCUGCCGGAGGUGCGACUGCACAGAGUGUGUCAAGAGGAGGUUCCCUCUCAGCAGCAGGAGCCAACCCCCAGUCUGGAGCCAGAGUCCCGACACAUUGAAGAGGAACAGGAGGAACCCUUGACAAAUCAGCAGGGAGAGCAGCCUCAGGAUAUCACCAAGCUGCUGUUCACUGUUGUCACCGUGAAGACUUCCUGCUCCAAGACCAAGGACACAGGAAAGAGUACAGUCCUGUGCUCACUCUGUGGUAGAGGUUUUACAAAGAAAGGAUCCCUCAAGUUACAUAUGAGAAUCCACACUGGAGAGAAACCAUUCAUCUGCUCCGUCUGUGGUAAAGGGUUUGCACGGAAAGGACACCUAAACAUACACAUGAGAAUCCACACUGGAGAGAAACCAUUCAUCUGCUCCGUCUGUGGUAAAGGUUUUGCACGGAAAGAAGACCUCAACAUACACACGAGAAUCCACACUGGAGAGAAACCAUUCAUCUGCUCCGUCUGUGUUAAUGGUUUUGCACGGGAAGGAGACCUCAAGCGACACAUGAGAAUCCACACUGGAGAGAAACCAUUCAUCUGCUCCGUCUGUGGUAAAGGGUUUGCACGGAAAGGACACCUAAACAUACACAUGAGAAUCCACACUGGAGAGAAACCAUUCAUCUGCUCCAUCUGUGGUAAUGGUUUUGCAAAGAAAGGAAACCUCAAGCGACACAUGAGAAUCCACACUGGAGAAAACCUGUAG
Messenger RNA from Myripristis murdjan (pinecone soldierfish), 897 nucleotides. RefSeq names its product gastrula zinc finger protein XlCGF8.2DB-like. Gene Ontology annotation, biological process: regulation of transcription by RNA polymerase II. The record is from RefSeq and is a predicted model, not a curated record. The transcript is spliced from 3 exons. Gene Ontology annotation, molecular function: DNA-binding transcription factor activity, RNA polymerase II-specific; RNA polymerase II cis-regulatory region sequence-specific DNA binding. Lineage: Eukaryota; Metazoa; Chordata; Actinopteri; Holocentriformes; Holocentridae. Bases 1 to 897 code for a protein of 298 amino acids.